Metopolophium dirhodum (rose-grain aphid) is the source of this 2399-nucleotide messenger RNA. RefSeq lists its product as uncharacterized. Bases 1055 to 2311 code for a protein of 418 amino acids. NCBI's taxonomy places the organism in Eukaryota, Metazoa, Arthropoda, Insecta, Hemiptera, Aphididae. The transcript is spliced from 2 exons. The record is from RefSeq and is a predicted model, not a curated record.
GGCCAAGUUCCAGCAAUGCCAGUGUAUCUUUAUACGAACCAAUUUGCCCAGUUUUUCUAACCCAUAUAUCUGUUUCCUCUUAAGAUAAACUUUUGAAAUUUAAAACACAGUUUAAUCUCGAGUAGCUUAGGACGCUGUAAGAAAAUGAGCCCUUAAUAUUGUGCCAUUUCAAAAUGGGAGGAUUUCAAAACUUGCAAUAUUGCUACUGACUCACUCACUCACUAAUCAUCAAAAUUAUAAGACACUUACCGUAUAGGUAGAAACGAGAAAUUUGGCUCAAAGGUAGGUUUUACAGUGUAACUAAAGGGAAAAAUCUAAAAUUGAAAUUUUUUCAAAAUUAAUGCAGCUUUAGAGAAAGAAUUUCUAAACGUAUGAAGUGGCGCGCUUAUCAUGCAUAAACGUUUUCUUUUAAACAGCAUUACAAUAUGGUAAUAAGAAAUUGUUUGUAGUUGACAUGUAUAAUAAUGUUUUCGUAAAUUUAUUUUAUUCAAAUACAAAAUGUAAUAUAAUUAUUCAAAUACAGAAUAUUUUAAUAAUAUUCGUCGGACGAUAAUUUUGCGUGAUAACGUCAUAACUCAUAAGAAAACAUUGAUGAAAAAUUGCACUCUUAUGAAUUGAAAAGUAUUAUUAUCAUUAUUUUGUACAAUACAAAGAAGGAGUUACCGAAAUAGCCAUUGUUGAAUAUAACCGUAUAAGAACUUUGUAUAGGCCAGACUAUAAACAAUUAUUCUAUCUAAAAAGUCUCGACGACGAAAAAUAAAAGAUCGUACUUGGCUAUCUUUGCCUGGUAUUGACAACGCUCAAGAGUCCAAUCUCUCAGCUCCUCGACAAAGACCCAAACGGUCUUAAGGUGUGAUUCCUAUGGACGCGUCUGCAGACGCGCCGCAGCGCGGCGCGAUUAAAAUCCCAGUCGCGUUGUCGAUUUUUUGGCCGCGCGGCUUGGGUACGGAUUCCUAUGCUGCCGGACCGCGACGAACCAUUUGCUGCGUUUCUCUGUUAGCAACAAGACGUAUUUUACAAUAGUUCAUUUUACAAUAUCUGUUUCUUUUUCAAAAUGUCUUUGAACAAAAAACAAAAGUUAAUUUUAAAUUUACUUCUUUUACAAGAAGUAGAUGAAGAACAAACAAUUAUCAAUAAGGUAAUGUUUAACAAUUCCAACAAGGCACAUGAGAUGUUUUUAACUAGGAAAACAGAAGGUGUCUUCAGUAUACUCAUCGAAAAACAUUUAUGGAGAGAUGAGAGUAAAUUUCGGGAAUUUUUUAGAUUAAGUAGAGAUCAAUACACGUACGUCUUAAAUAUAAUAGAGAAUGAUAUAACAACUAGUCCAAGUAUAAAAUUUCCAAAGCCAAUAUCAGCAGCUGAAAAAUUAGCAGUUACGUUAAGAUAUAUGGCUACUGGUGAAUCAUUGAGAUCGUUGGCUUUUUCUUUUAGAAUAUCUCAGAGUUACAUUUCUCGUAUCAUUCAAGUGGUUUUGAAAAGUUUGAGUAAACAACUAACUCCUAUUUUGUUAAAAUCUCCAACUAAAGAAAAUUUAAUUCGUGUAGCUGAGAAUUUCUGGAAUAAAUGGAAUUUUCCCAAUUGUGUGGGUGCCAUUGAUGGCAAACACAUACGAAUAUUUGCUCCCGGAAAAAGUGGUUCGUUAUUUUACAAUUACAAAGAAUAUUUUUCCAUUGUGCUUCUUGCAAUUGUUGACGCCGAUUGCAAAUUCAUAUAUGUGGAUAUUGGAUCAUAUGGCAAGGAAGGAGAUAGUGGAAUUUUCAACAAAUCCAUCAUCGCAGAAAAUAUAAGAACCGGAGAUUACUUUCCUUCGCCCGGGAAAUUGCCAAGUUCAAAUGAAAUAUUACCGUAUGUUCAUAUUGGUGAUGAGGCAUUUCGUCUGGAUCGGCACAUGAUGCGGCCGUACUCGAGAAUUGAAGGUCGAAAAGACUACCAAAAAACUAUUUUUAACUAUAGAUUGUCUCGGGCGAGAAGAACAACUGAAAACAGUUUUGGUAUCUUAAGUCAGGUAUUCAGAGUUUUUUAUACGCCUAUUUCUUUGAAAACAGAAACAGUAGAUAAUUUAGUGUUGUCGGCAUGUUGUCUUCAUAAUCUUCUUCGCGAUCGAUAUUUAGAAAAUACAGACAACAAUUAUUACAACUUUGAUGUCAACGAACUUCCACCAUCUAGAAAUAUGACGCCACUUACAAGAACGGGAGGAUACGCUAAUUUCGAGGGAUUUGUUAUUCGAGAUAAAUUUAAAAGUUUUUUUAACAGUCCAUUAGGGGCUGUUGAGUGGCAAAAUCAUCAAGCUCAACUAACAGAUACACAGUGAACUAUAAUGUAUUGUUUUGUAAAAAAUAUUAUUUAUUUAUCUAUGUAUUUGGUGCCUUAUUCGAAUAGAAAUAUAGAAAUAUAUUUAG